Molecule: messenger RNA, 3900 nt
Organism: Guyanagaster necrorhizus
Lineage: Eukaryota; Fungi; Basidiomycota; Agaricomycetes; Agaricales; Physalacriaceae
Product: P-loop containing nucleoside triphosphate hydrolase protein
Exons: 13
Coding region: 183-3788 (1201 amino acids)
Biological process (GO): maturation of SSU-rRNA from tricistronic rRNA transcript (SSU-rRNA, 5.8S rRNA, LSU-rRNA)
Cellular component (GO): intracellular anatomical structure; nucleolus
Molecular function (GO): RNA binding; helicase activity; ATP binding
Source: RefSeq, a predicted model, not a curated record
GUAUUUCAGCGCGGACAUCUUUUUUUCUAGCUGGUACCGAGUUUCUGAAGUUUGACAAAUCAGGAAUUUGCCGGAAUCCGGAUCGACAGCUGCGGCUAAGGUUAGGGUUAAUUUUUUUGUAUCAGACUACGUUCUCUCUCGGCUUCGAUUAGGUAGUGAUCAGCAAUCACCACCUCCCAGGCAUGGGACCUGCUCCGCGAGAGCGGCAUAACGCAAAAUCAAGACAAUCUACUGCUGGGUCAAGGAAGAAGGGGAAACGAAAGCAUCGGGACGAGGCUGAAACUGGCGAUGCCAAUGCCUUAAUUCACGUGCCCAAGACCAACGAAGAGAGGGAGCUCACACGACGGGAGAAAUUGAAGCAGGAGCUCAUUGCUGAAGGCGACAGCAAAUGGAAUAGCAAGAAAAAGAAGCGUCUGGAAAAAUACAUUGACAAGAAAUUAAAGAAGGAAGAGCGGGUUCAGAUUUUGGAAAAACUAUCCCAGAGUCAGGCUCAGAUCACGAGCACACUACACCUGCAAUCUUCUUCUACACUUGGAACUGGAAAGGCGUCGACCCAUCGCGAACGCUUAGACAAGCUAGAGGAUAUCGAGGUCCGCAAGGCACUUGACGGUCGAGCCGGGAAACGUAAACGAAACGACGAAUACAUGGUAAGAAAUGCGGACGAAGACGAAGACGAUGACACCGAACUUUACUCUGGGCGUGAUGGCCCUUCGGAAGAUGAAGAGGUUGCUGAAGUCAAGAUAAUGGACGUCGUUCACACCGAAGCUUCUGUUCAGCCCGUCGCAUCUACGUCUACAGCAGUUGGUAGCGCCCUACAGCGGAAUCCGGAUGGCAGUGUUAUUGCUCCUAGAAUUCGUCCAAAGCGACAUAAAACAAAGUCGACUUCCCGUAGUUGGGAGAAAUCGAAAGCAUUUGCGAAAGAAGACGAUUCUGACACGUCAUUUGACAGCUCCGACUCUGAAAAUGAUACCUCGGAAGAGGAGGAUACAUCGGAAAAGAACAUGGCACCGUCCCCGCCCAAGCGAAGCCUUGGUUUCAAAGAUUGGGCUAUGAAACAACUCGGCACCGCCAAGGGAUAUAGUACUGCCGAGCAGAACACAUCGCUAGCACCCAUGGAACCUGGGCCACCACCAAACAAGAAACGAAAACUAUACAAAGAUUCUGGGCCGACGGGGAUGCGUGGACCCUUGGGCGAAGACCUUUCACUUCCCGAUACUUCUUUCGCACAGAAACUAAAAACUCCAAGUGAAAGUUCCGCCACUAUAACGAAACCCACACCUAUAUCUAUAACGCGUCCUACAGACGUUGAAGAAGCUAGACUUCUCCUUCCCAUUGUCUCUGAAGAGCAACCAAUCAUGGAGGCGAUUUUGUUGAACCCCGUGGUUAUCAUAUGUGGUGAAACUGGCAGUGGUAAGACGACUCAAGUUCCACAGUUUCUCUAUGAAGCCGGUUUUGGUACGCCUGAUAGUGAAAAUCCGGGGAUGAUUGGGAUUACACAACCGCGGCGAGUGGCUGCUAUGUCGAUGGCCUCACGAGUUGCACAUGAAUUAUCUUUAACGUCAUCUCGAGUCUCGUACCAAAUUCGGUACGACGCAACGGUUUCUCCUUCCACUUCCAUCAAAUUCAUGACGGAUGGUGUCCUACUACGAGAGCUGGCAACUGACUUUUUACUCAACAAAUAUUCUGUCAUCAUUAUCGAUGAGGCACACGAACGGAGCAUGAAUACUGACAUCCUUAUCGGCGUAUUAAGUCGUGUUCUCAAACUGCGAGAGCAGCUAUGGAAGGAGGGUAAAGAAGGUGCCAAGCCGUUGAGACUGAUAAUUAUGUCUGCUACACUCCGUGUAAGUGACUUCGCAGAAAACAAGACCUUGUUUCCAAAACCUCCACCUGUGAUAAAUGUGGCGGCUCGCCAACAUCCUGUGACUAUUCAUUUCAACCGUCGAACUGUGGCCGAUUAUGUGACGGAGGCUAUUAAAAAGACCACAAAAAUUCAUACUCGUCUGCCUCCUGGUGGUAUUCUAAUCUUUUUAACGGGCCAAAAUGAGAUACAAGGGGUGUGCCGCAAGUUGGAGAAUCGAUUUGGGCAAAGAGUACUUCAAGAGAAGCGCAGGAGGCGAGAUGCACUGCAGGCCAAGUUGCAAAACCCCAUGGAUCUAGAGGACAGUCAGGAUAUUCGCACAGUUGGGCCAGCUCUAGCUGACGUUGAAGCUGAAGAUUUGGAUCUGGGCAAUCCCUCUAAGAAUGACGAAGAUCUUGCCAUUGAUGUUGAUACUGCGGAUAUGGAAGAGGAUCCGGAUGCAUUGGAUACUGACGAGGAAGAUGAGUUGGGAGAGGAACUGGGGGUCGAGUUUAAUGACAAUGAUAUGCCGAUGCAUGUGGUUCCUCUCUAUUCACUUUUAGCCAGCGAUAAGCAGAUGAAAGUCUUUGAACCGCCGCCACCUGGGACUCGUCUUGUUGUCGUUUCAACCAACGUGGCAGAAACGUCGUUAACCAUUCCUGGAAUUCGAUAUGUCGUAGAUUGUGGACGUGCAAAGCAACGUCGAUAUGAUGUCGCCAGUGGCAUACAGUCUUUUCAGAUUAGUUGGAUAUCGAAGGCUUCUGCAGCUCAGCGCUCAGGACGAGCUGGACGCACAGGUCCGGGACACUGUUAUCGACUACACUCGUCGGCCCUUUUCGAGCACUAUUUCGACCCCUUCUCUCAGCCCGAGAUACUUCAAAUGCCUAUCGAAGGUGUAGUACUACAAAUGAAAACGAUGCAUAUCGACGCAGUGAUCAAUUUUCCCUUUCCGACACCACCCGAACGACAAACACUUCAAAAGGCCGAGAAGAUUCUCACUCACCUCGCCGCUCUGAAGAAUGGAGAGGUCACCAACUUGGGUCGCACCAUGUCGCUAUUUCCUCUGUCUCCGAGGUUCGCGAGGAUGUUGGUAGGUGGUCAACAACAGCAAUGUAUGCCCUACGUCAUUGCUAUCGUUUCUGCUCUUUCUGUUGGUGAUCCGUUCCUCCGCAACGAGGGCCUUGCGAUGAAGGAAGAUGGUGGUAUUGACGGAGACGAUAAUAACGAUCUUGGUCAUCUGAAGAGCGAAAGCGUGAAAGUCAAAGAGGCUCUCCGCCUGCGUCGAAAAGCCUUCUUUCAGUCCCAGCAGACGCACUCCUCUCUAGGGACGGGAACAAGCGACAUGUUCCGUGUGCUUUCUGUCGUUGGCGCCUAUGAAUACGCAGGCGGUGGCUUGAAGUUCUGCGGCGAGCAUUUCGUUCGACCGAAGGCUAUGGAAGAAAUACACAAGCUUAGGGCUCAAAUCGGUAACAUCGUUCAAACCAACUUUCCCGGUGUAAAGGCUGGUUUUGAGCCUAAUCUACGUCCCCCCAACAAUCUUCAGAUCAAAGUGCUCCGGCAAUUACUUGCUGCUGGAUUUAUUGAUCAAGUUGCAGUAAGGAAGGACCGGGUCGAAAAGGUGUCCUCUGGAACACAGUACGCGUCUUCUAAGGGCGUGCCCUACAAAGUGAUCGGAAUAUCAGAAGAUGUUUUCAUACAUCCUUCAUCUGUGCUAGCUUCCAAAUCCCCACCGGAGUAUGUCGUCUUCAACGAAGUUGUUCGCACCUCUCGUAUUUGGAUUAAAGGAGUUACUAUUGUCAAUCCGGUCUGGCUAGCAUCACUGGGGAAGGGAUCUCUUUGUACUUUCUCCAAGCCGGUGAAGAAUAACGUUGGAAAUAUGAUGGUCAUCCCGCGAUUUGGACCAGAGGCUUGGGAACUCCCUGCCAUCAAAGCCGACUUAGUACUAUCAUAGCACAUCAUAUCAUGGGAACUAGGACAGAGCCCAGUCAUUCUUAGCACGCCUGUAUUUGUUACAUUAGUUUUUGUUUUGAGAAUUUACACGAAAAAUCGGUGCAGACAAAAGG